Molecule: messenger RNA, 3342 nt
Organism: Trichoplax adhaerens
Lineage: Eukaryota; Metazoa; Placozoa; Uniplacotomia; Trichoplacea; Trichoplacidae
Exons: 27
Coding region: 1-3342 (1113 amino acids)
Biological process (GO): protein deglycosylation; N-glycan processing; mannose metabolic process
Cellular component (GO): Golgi membrane
Molecular function (GO): carbohydrate binding; alpha-mannosidase activity
Source: RefSeq, a predicted model, not a curated record
AUGAAACGGAGAAUCUUGUUAUUUAGUGCAGGAGUUUUUCUUGUCAUGUUCUUUACUAUGCAUAUGGUUGUCGAUCAAAUGGCUCAGCCCGACACUGACAACACGAUCGAUGAAACAAAGAAAAAGCUCGUAAAAUUAAAUGAAGAGAUCGACCAGUUAAAGAGUUCAUUAACGAAAACUCAAAAUGCGCUAGUGCCUGGACUAGACAAUACCAACUAUAAGUCUAAAGCAUUAGUAUCGGUUGACUCAACUGGUUGCGGUUUUGCACAGUCUGAAGCUGGUCUUUCAGCCGAUAUCAGGAUGCUAGACAUUUACAAAAUCAUACCAUUUGACAAUCCAGAUGGUGGCGCCUGGAAACAAGGCUGGGAUAUUAGUGUUCCAUCUGGAGCAUUUGAUAACGAAAUUCUACAAGUAUUUGUUGUACCACAUUCUCAUAAUGAUCCAGGUUGGAUCAAGACCUUCCAACGAUAUUAUAUGGAUCAAUCUAAACACAUUAUCAGCAAUGUUGUUGCAAAUUUAAUUGGCAAUCCAAAUAGAAAGUUUAUCUGGGCAGAAAUAUCAUUUUUAUCGCUAUGGUGGAACGAUGCUAGUAGUAGUCAACGAGAAUCCUUCAAGAGGUUAGUAAAAAAUGGACAAUUGGAAAUUGUUACUGGAGGAUGGGUCAUGAACGAUGAAGCAAAUACCAACUAUUAUGCAAUGAUCGAUCAAAUGAUUGAAGGUCAUGAAUGGGUACGGCUUAAUAUUGGUAUCAAACCUCGCGUUAGCUGGUCAAUUGAUCCCUUUGGAUAUACGCCAACCAUGGCUUAUUUAUUGAAACGGAUGGGAAUGGAUGCAAUGUUAAUUCAGCGUGUUCACUACUCUGUUAAGAAAUAUUUAGCGCAAAAGAAACAGUUAGAAUUUAUGUGGCGCCAAAACUGGGAUCAUGGAACCGAUACCGAUAUUCUUUGCCAUGUUAUGCCGUUCUAUAGCUAUGACAUACCGCAUACUUGCGGCCCAGACCCAGCGGUUUGUUGUCAGUUCGAUUUCCAACGAUUACCAGGAGGAGGCAUUUGGUGUCCCUGGAAUAUUCCACCACAACCUAUAAGUCCUAGAAAUGUUCAGCAAAGAGCAAUGAUGCUACUGGAACAAUAUCGAAAGAAGUCACGAUUAUACCGCUCGAACGUAGUUCUCGCCCCACUUGGAGAUGAUUUUAGAUACGCUGACCCACAGGAACCAGUUCGACAGUUUACAAAUUAUGAAAAAUUAUUCCAGUAUUUAAACUCUAAACCAGAAUUAAAGGUCAAGAUUCAGUUUGGAACAUUAUCCGAUUACUUUAAUGCGCUGCUAAAAACAACGGGCAAAAACGACGACGGCUCUCCGAAAGGAUAUCCCAAGCUUGGUGGCGACUUUAUGACAUAUGCUGAUCGUGAUGAGCACUAUUGGAGCGGAUACUAUACAUCUCGUCCGUUUUAUAAGAACUUAGAUCGAGUGCUCGAGACAAAACAUCGGGCCGCGGAAAUUGCUUACAGUAUUGCAUCGAGAAUAGCAAAUCAAGAAAAGAUUGCAAAAUUUGCUACUAAUCAAUUUAAUUUACUGGUAAAAAGUCGAAGGAAUCUAGGUCUUUUCCAACACCAUGACGGGAUUACAGGAACAGCGAAAGAUCAUGUUGUUGUUGAUUAUGGCAACAGGUUGGUACAAUCAGUUGGUAACAUGCAAAAUGUAAUAGCUAGCGCUGCUAAACUGUUGAUGCUUAAGCACAAAGAAUCCUAUUCUUCGGACGAAAUACGUUUCGAUAUGGAUGAAUCAAGAGCUUCUCACGAUUCCUUGCCCGAAAAGCGUUUACUAAGUAUAAGCAAUACUCGGGUUGUAGUGUUUUACAAUUCACUCGCCCAGAAGCGUAAAGAGCUGGUUUCGGUACACGUAUCCGUACCAAAUGUUAAGGUACUUGAUGCAGAUGGUAAUAGCAUUAAGUGUCAAGUUAACCUUCAAUGGAAAAAUAAAAAUUCUCCUCGUGAUAACAAGUUUGAGGUACUAUUUCCAAUUGAAGUUCUAGGCCUAGGCUUUAGCAGAGUUACUAUACAAAAAACAGAUGGUUCAUCAGAUGGUUGUAAACCUUCGAAAACCUCUAUUUACCAUCAUAAAGUUAAAAAUGACUUAGUAAAAGGCUUUGAUGUUCGGAACGCUGAUUGUGGGAAGCAAUAUAUAACCAUGGAAAAUCAAUUUAUAGUAGCCGAUUUUGACAGAUGCACUGGCUUACUGCAGAACAUAGCAGAUAAAUCAACAGGAAUUAAACGAACUGCUGAGCUACGAUUCCUCCAGUAUAUGACCGUUUCAAGCGGUGCUUAUCUAUUUCUACCAAGUGGGACAGCAAAGGAAGUGCUUAUUCAAAAACCAUUUUUCCGCCAUAUUUCUGGCAUUUUGCGGGAUGAAAUACAAGCUUUUUACCCAAAUGUUUAUCAUAAUAUAAAGCUAGCCAAUACGAAUGGAAUCGACAGUAGAAGCUUACACAUUCAUAAUCUUGUGGAUAUCAGGGACACUAGUAAUCGGGAAUUAAUUAUGCGGAUAUCUACCAACAUACGUAAUACAAACAGAGAAUACUUUACCGAUCUAAACGGAUUCCAGAUGCAACGUCGUCGCACUCUUGAUAAAAUUCCUUUACAAGCUAAUUAUUAUCCAAUGCCGAGUAUGGCUUUUCUUCAAGAUCCUAAACUUAGGAUGACUCUACAUACUAUGCAAGCAUGUGGUGUCGCCAGUUUAAAACAGGGUGAAUUUGAAGUUAUGUUGGAUCGUAGGUUAGGUCAAGAUGACAAUCGUGGCUUAGGGCAAGGAGUUCGCGAUAACAAGCAGACUCCUUAUCACUUUGCACUAUUACUAGAAAAUUUGACUAAAAAACAGACUAUGGUCAAGUCUAAGAUCCCAAUUGCAUAUCCUUCUUUGGUUGGUCAUGCUGUUUCUCAGACUGUCAAUCAUCCUAUUAACAUCAUGUUUGGAACUUCUGAAGUAAUUCCUGAUAGCUUACUUAAACAGUACUCACCGUUGAAAUCCGGAAGUUUCCCAUGCGAUUUGCACUUAGUGACAGCGAGAACCGUACAAGGAGAGGGAGAUUCUAAACCUACUGACGAAACAGCUGUAGUAUUACAUCGAUAUGGAUAUGAUUGUGGAUACGGUAUGACACCUUUGCUUUGUUUCCCACUAGGAAGUAAGAUCGAAUUCAAAAGUCUAUGGAAUCUUGGUGUACGUAAUUUUAAGGAAACAUCAUUAACAAUGAUGCAUGACGGAAACGAACGAGGAGGCGAAGAGUCGAUAGAUUUAACCUUGCAACCUAUGGAAUUAUAUACUUAUAAAGUCAAAUUUAGCGGAUAA